Messenger RNA from Penicillium angulare, 453 nucleotides. RefSeq lists its product as uncharacterized. NCBI's taxonomy places the organism in Eukaryota, Fungi, Ascomycota, Eurotiomycetes, Eurotiales, Aspergillaceae. The coding region runs from base 1 to 453 and encodes 150 amino acids. The record is from RefSeq and is a predicted model, not a curated record. The transcript has a single exon.
AUGCCUGCUAAAGUCUCUUCCCACCUUAGCGAAGAUAGGAAAACGAAAAUCGAGACCCUCCGCAAACGAUCGAUCAACCUCUCCCGACAAUUCGUUAACUCACCAUCCUCCCGCUCUGUAUCAGACUUCCUUGAUGAGAAGAGUAUGAUUUUUAACUGCGAUAUCGAAUACAUUCAAAAUGGAACAACAGAGUUGCAAGUAGUUCGGAAACAUGGAUUGUAUGAAUUGGAAUUCGGCAAUGCCAUGCAGUCUUUUCCGGAUGGUUGGGCGACUAUCCAGCGAGAGCUAAACUUACCAAAAGAAAGACCGCACAAGUCCACAUUGACCACCCUUGCUCGGAAUGUUUCCGGAUUCAAACUUCCUCCUUCGGCUACGGAAGAAUCGAAGUUUAUGGAUGAAGCCUAUUUAUGUGUCACUUCUGUCGCCGGUCUCAUUGUGGGUUAUAAAAAAUGA